AUGAAAGUUUACUCUUCUUCCUCCCCAAUUCCUCUUUCAUUUCUCAUUUUCAUCAUGUCAAUUUUCAGAAUUUCAAAAAUUUUUUUGUGGGAUGUGACAUUUUGUAUUUGCAAGGCCAAAAGAGGAAAUAUCGAAAGAGAGAAAAAGGCUUCAGUGACAUCAGAUGCAAGGCAUUUUUUGUUUGAUCAAAAAAAAGGUCCCGGGGUGUUUGUGUUUGUGACGAGAACGAGAACGAGCGCGAAAGGAAGAAAAAAAGUCCUCGUCUUUCUUGAUUGCCACCCUCAGAUAACAGAACGCGCAGAGCAGCACCAGCAGUGA
Messenger RNA from Caenorhabditis briggsae, 318 nucleotides. The record is from RefSeq and is a predicted model, not a curated record. NCBI's taxonomy places the organism in Eukaryota, Metazoa, Nematoda, Chromadorea, Rhabditida, Rhabditidae. Bases 1 to 318 code for a protein of 105 amino acids. The transcript has a single exon.